Molecule: messenger RNA, 1117 nt
Organism: Syzygium oleosum
Lineage: Eukaryota; Viridiplantae; Streptophyta; Magnoliopsida; Myrtales; Myrtaceae
Exons: 4
Coding region: 41-964 (307 amino acids)
Source: RefSeq, a predicted model, not a curated record
AGAACAAAUAUUGAAAGAGAGAGAGACAGAGAGAGAGAGAAUGGUGAACACAAUCAAGCUCUACCAGCCCUUGUUGCGAGCGGCGAUGAAGCUCGCCGGCGUGAGACCUCGAAAGAUCGAGAUCGAACCCGGAACUGUCAUGAACUUCUGGGCUCCAACCCGACCCCAAAACAACAACAAGAACAAGAACGCUGUCGUCUUCCUCCACGGCUUCGUCGGCGACGGCAUGAUGACGUGGCAGUUCCAGGUGCUCGCGCUCGCGAGGAAGUAUGCCGUCUACGUGCCGGACCUCCUCUUCUUCGGCGGCUCUGCCACCGGCGACAGCCGCCGGACGGUGGACUUCCAGGCGGACUGCGUGGCGAAGGGGCUGGCGGCGCUCGGGUUGCGGCGGUGCACGCUGGUGGGGUUCAGCUACGGCGGGAUGGUGGCGUUCAAGUUGGCCGAGUCGCGGCCCGACCUGGUGGAGUCGGUGGUGGCGACGUGCACCGUGCCGGCGCUGACCGAGUCGAUAAGCAAGGAGAGCUUGGAGAAGUUGGGGUUUCCGACAUGGCCGGAGGUUUUGAUGCCUAAUUCUGUAGAUGGUGUGAAGAAGAUGUUUGAAGUUGGGAGCCACAAGUUGCCUAGGAUCCCUAAUCGUGUUUUCAAAGACUUUUUAGAGGUCAUGUUUGACUACAGAAAGGAGAGAGCUGAGCUGCUGGAGGCUUUGGUCAUUCCAGACAAGGGCUUCACUCUGCCAGAGUACUCCCAGAAGGUCCAUCUAGUCUGCGGCGAGGACGACAAGAUCUUCAGUGUAGAAGUAGUGAAGGAUAUCAAAGAAAAAUUGGGUAAUAAAGCCACAUUGGAGUGCAUUGAGAAAGCAGGCCACCUUGCUAUAAUGGAGCGACCCUUCGUCUACAAUAAAUGUUUGAAGAGAAUUCUUGCCUCCAUCUACGAUAAGAAGUCAAAUGAGUUUAGCCACGAGUGAACAUCGUUUAUAUUCAAAUUUGUUUAUUUGUUGAGAGUACAAAGAACUAUAAUGAAGUACUUGGAUUAUUCUCCAUGGAUUAAACUUCAGAUCUCUCUUUGAUGGGUGAGGAUCAUUUAUUUGUGUCUCAAUUUACCCAUGCCAUUUACUGUA